AUGGAAAGAUACCCCAGACAACGGUUAGACGACGGCAGGUGGCAGUGCGUGGCACGGCCGCAGUACAGAUACUCCUGCGCCAUCUCAUGCCUUGUGAGCAUAUUCAAUCAUCUCUUCAACAGAGACAUGACCCUGGACGAGUGUAUUGCUAUUCUCUUUCCAGACCUGAAAGAAGACCCACGACACUAUGAUUUUGGACCUCAAGCUUCUAACAGUGCUGUUCAAAGCUGGUUCAAGACCCUCUGCAUGCACUAUGGCCUUUCUGGCACCUCUUGCACGAUAUACAAGGAGCAGGGCAGAACGAGAACUGCGUGUAGCAAGCAAGAGGCACUUAAGAAUAUCAUCUCUGCUUUGAAUACGCCAAGAUGUGCGUUACUGUAUCACUGCUUGAACCAUUACUGCAUAAUCGUAGGCUAUAUAAUAAGUCCAUCUACGCCUAAUAGACCAAGUAAUCAUUGCGUCUUCAGCGGGGAUGAUGGAUGCACCCUCAAGCUCCUGUGUGCAGACGGCACAGAAGCCGAGGACGUGGACGAUAGUAAUAUUUGGUUAAUAGUGGCAGACUGUGGGAAAGGAACUGCUCCCCUUAGGUCACUGACCUGGGAAUUUGUACAUAAAGAUAUAUCUACCCGACCUCCGUAUGCAUAUAACGCUAGGUGCCCUGAGAGAGGACUGCUAAGGAAAACAGAAUCAAAGGGAUAUAUACCAGUUGAGAUAGACUCAGUGCUUGUUAACAGCACGGGAGUAUCCACCUGUGUUAGAUCUGGUGGCGUCAUCAAGGGAUCGUCGCACUGCAUCAUUGGAUUUGUUAGUGACUAG
Molecule: messenger RNA, 816 nt
Organism: Giardia duodenalis
Lineage: Eukaryota; Fornicata; Diplomonadida; Hexamitidae
Exons: 1
Coding region: 1-816 (271 amino acids)
Source: RefSeq, a predicted model, not a curated record